Messenger RNA from Cuculus canorus (common cuckoo), 1093 nucleotides. Its product is annotated as pulmonary surfactant-associated protein C-like. The transcript is spliced from 6 exons. Gene Ontology annotation, biological process: respiratory gaseous exchange by respiratory system. The coding region runs from base 119 to 811 and encodes 230 amino acids. Lineage: Eukaryota; Metazoa; Chordata; Aves; Cuculiformes; Cuculidae. The record is from RefSeq and is a predicted model, not a curated record. Gene Ontology annotation, cellular component: alveolar lamellar body; extracellular region.
CCUCAUUCACAGAGGCCACCUCAUUCCUCACCCCAGUAUCCCAGUAUAAAGCCUUCUGCCUCAGUUGCUGCUGGGCAGCCCAGGCUGGGAGGAGGUGGAGAAGGAGGAGGAGGCAGCCAUGGAGAGCAGCAUGAAGCCAGUGGUGGUUGAAGAGCCGGCGGACUCGGAAAAGGGCUGCUGUGGCCCUGGCUGCUGCAUGACAUGCUGCGCCAAAUGUGCCCGGUGCUGCUGCCUGCCCUCGUGCUGCAAAUGCCCCAAGUGCCUCAAGUGUCCCGGUUGCGGCAGCUGCGGCGGCUGUGGUGGCUGCAUCAAGAGGUCCAUCUGCUGCCUGCCUCGCCUGCUCUGCUACCUGCCCCGCAAGAUCCUCAAGUGCCGCAGCCUCAAGUGCCUCCUCAUCGUGGUGGUGGUGGUCAUCCUGCUGGUGGUCAUCAUCGCCGGUGCCCUGCUGAUGUGGCUGCGUGCAGAUGACAGGCAUGCUGACAACAUCCUGUGGAUGGCUGCGGAGGGGCUGCGGAGAAGACCAGCCUGGGAAGAGGAUGUGGCCACUUUCUACCUGGCCAGCGGGGAUGGAAACCCAGCCAUGGUCAUCUAUGAUUACAAGAAUCUGCUGGUGAGCUACAGAUCCUGGCUGCACCAUGCCUGCUACAUCACCCGCGUGGACAAGGACAACAUCCCAGGGUUGGACACCAUCACCAAGACCUUCCAGCGCCGGCAGGAUGAGCAGAGGCUCGCUGUGCCACUGGCUGAUCGCUCCCUCCUGGGCACCACAGCGAGCAUCCUCUGCAGCCUCAUCCCCAUCUACUGGGCUUAGCAUUGCUGGUUCGUCGCUUGCCUGGCUCCCAGCAGAUCCUGGCUUCCUUCGCCUUAAAAAUGCAUUUAAGGGCUUCGAGCGGCGUUUAGAGGAAUUUCUGCUCUGGCCACAGCCUGGGAGCUCACGGAGGCACCUGCUGAGCAUUGCUCGGCACUGGACCAACCUGAGUGGCCUCCUCCUCCUCCUGCCAACCCUGCCAGAGCCAAGGCUGUCCUGAAAAAUCUAUCUGUCCUCUCCUGCCCUGCAGAAUGGAAUAAAAAAAUAAGGGAAGAAUCAGGUCUU